AUGGCGCAGCUAACAGAGAAACCACUCGACCUUCGCAAUAAAUUCAAGGUUGCUUUUGGUAGCAGCGGUCCAGAAAACGUACAGAAGCUUAUCGAGCACCAGACGAGCGCACUGACUCUGUUGUUGACCGCGUGCAACUGCAAAACACUCUCUGCACAGCAAAGAUAUCUCGAAACAAGUAAAAACCGUAAAGUGCUCCAUCGGGCGAAAGCAGAUUCGGUGUCACUGUAUGUCCAUCGUGACUCUGCCUCCCUUACCAGCAAGAUGACAGAUAAUCUCUCAAAGAUUUCUCGUGUCUUUGAAUUCGAUUCAAACAUCUUUUCUACCGGAGUCUACGAGCGUGCAUUUCGAGGCUCGGUCAGAGACCUUCUAAGAAGACGACAGCAGAACAUGACGGCCCAGUCAUCGACCGCACAGAAGACAGAGUCUGUGUCAACGUCGAACAGCUUGAGAAAGAUCCGUAUCUUAGGGCAGGAUCACACUGGCAAGGAUUUACUAGUCAAUUGCAUUGAAGCGGCUCAUCUGAUCGACCAAGAGCAAUGUCGAUUGUACAACUCGAAGCUCCAGGAGCUAUGCAUCGAUCUUGUAUCCACGAUUGUCAAGGAUCGCUCAGAUGUCUGCGAUGAUGAGGAUGUGCGGAUUCUCACAUCAUAUGCAGUCUUAGAACCACACUCCAGUCAGACUUCAGUGCGUAAAGAUGCUCUGAAUUCUUGUGUGAGGAUCAUGAGGAAAGCAGUAGAACUGAACGAAGAGUUUUCUUCAGUUGCUUUCAACUUUCCAACUGAUCGUAUUAAGUUCGAGGAUAUGGUCUUUUGGGUCAGAUGCAUACCUGGUCGCGGGUUAAGUAUCAACAGUGGCAAUCUUGCAGCAGAAUUUUUCAUACAUCAAAUGUUAGACAGUCCAUUUCCAGAUCCUCCCGAUAAUACCGAUUAUUUCACAAGCUCCGCAGCGUAUGGAGCGGAAAUUCUUAGAGCGGAAAGAAUGACGGAAUCUCCCCUCGCAACAGUACCACACGAAGGCGUAUCUUUUCAAGUUGCUUUUGGGGCUAGAGAUCUGGUAACCGUUAUCGAUGCGCGAAGUCACUAUCAUGAGGACGAAACUGCGCUUGUGUUUGUUUUCGACCUCCAAGACUACAGCGUUGGUUGCCCACGAUUCGAAGAGCUCAAGGGAAGGAUUGAGAGAAACUCACUCCUCUUAGCAGAGUCGAUCGUCUUUCCUCAAUUCCGGGUCGUUGCAAUUGUUCUCAGAAAUUUUGGCGCAUUUAAGAAACAAGUAAAGAUGUUUGGAUUUCCAUUGGAAGGCAGCCAGCCUAUCUUUAAUGCUGACGUCGCGGUCGAGCAUAUAAAAAUGAGUCUCAACAGUCAACUCAAAGCACGAGGAUGGCGCUACACCUUUACCCUAAACGACAACAAAGAUAUGGACCCCAUCGAGACUCUUGACCGUCUUCGAGAGCUUAUCGUUGGUAUGAAGAGAUCCUCCGUAACAGCUGGGAACACAUCGAGACCAGGAAGUCAAAUUCGACUUUCCAGCAAAACUGUUGAGAGCACCGGCGUUGCUUUUUGA
Messenger RNA from Alternaria alternata, 1563 nucleotides. RefSeq lists its product as hypothetical. The transcript is spliced from 3 exons. The coding region runs from base 1 to 1563 and encodes 520 amino acids. NCBI's taxonomy places the organism in Eukaryota, Fungi, Ascomycota, Dothideomycetes, Pleosporales, Pleosporaceae. The record is from RefSeq and is a predicted model, not a curated record.